UUUUCUCUCAUCCAUCAUCAAAUCAAUGGAGCCAUGGCUAGACGACCUUCCCGACGACUUACAAAGCAUGAGUUUCAAUUCCACAACCACCGACACUGAAAUCAACACAAGUAUAAGUUCCGCCUCUGAAACCGCCUCUUCCUCCGCCAUCUCCUUCUUUUCCAGAACUCGCGUCAUAUCAUGCGACGAUCCCCGCUGGUGCGCGAUCAAGCAAAUCAGAUCCGAUUCCACUUCUGGUCAAUUAUCACUCUCAGAUCUCCGUUUCCUACAGCGUCUAGGUUCAGGUGACAUCGGCGCCGUCUAUCUCGCCGUAGUAAAGUCUUCCUCCUCCGCCGUCGCCGUCGAUGAAGCCGACGUGCCGUUAUUUGCGGCGAAGGUAAUGGAUAAGAAGGAACUGACGAACCGUAAUAAAGAAGGACGAGCGAGAACGGAAAGAGAAAUUCUCGAAAUGCUGGAACAUCCGUUUCUUCCGACACUUUACGCAGCAUUGGAAUCUCCGAAUUGGUCGUGUUUAUUGACGGAAUUUUGUCCCGGCGGCGACCUCCAUGUUCUUCGGCAACGACAGCCUUGCCGUCGGUUUCAUGAAUUUGCCGCCAGGUUUUACGCAUCAGAGGUAGUGGUAGCUCUUGAAUACGUCCACAUGAUGGGAAUCAUCUACCGUGAUCUAAAACCCGAAAACGUUUUAGUUAGAUCAGACGGUCACAUCAUGUUAACCGACUUCGAUCUCUCCUUAAAAUGCAACGAUUCUUCUCCUUCCACGCCUCAAAUCACCGACCCAACACGCACCAAACAGUACCCUUCUGAACCCACAUCCCAUUUCACAUCCAAAUCAUGCAUCAUUCCCAAUUGCAUAGUCCCCGCCGUCUCCUGCUUCAACCCUAAACGCCGCCGCAAUAAGAACAAGAACAACACCCAACAACGUUUCAACCCGGAGUUCAUAACCGAACCACUCAACGCCCGCUCUAUGUCGUUCGUCGGGACCCACGAGUACUUAGCACCGGAAAUCGUCUCCGGCGAGGGACACGGUGCCGGAGUUGAUUGGUGGACGUUGGGGAUUUUCAUAUUCGAGCUUUUGUAUGGAACUACUCCGUUUAGGGGCCCGGAUAAUGAGAUGACGCUGGCUAACAUUGUGGCACGUGCUCUUGAAUUUCCUAAAGAGACGACAGUGCCGGCGGCUGCUAAGGAUUUGGUGACGCAGUUAUUAGUGAAGGAUCCGGCGAAGAGAUUAGGGUCAGUGAUGGGGGCGUUGGAGAUAAAACAACAUCCGUUCUUUCAAGGUGUGAAUUGGGCACUUUUGAGAUGCACUACACCGCCUAUUGUUCCGGUAGCUUAUAGACGGUCCGAUGUUGGGUCGGAGGAGAGUUGCCCGCCGAGUCCAGUGGAGUAUUAUUAAGUUUUUUUUAUAUAUAUAUGUUAGCAUGUAAUCUACAUUAGAAAGCAGUUCAAACAUGAAAUUUGUAUGUAGUAUAGAAUCUCAUUAGUGUCAUUUUGCAAUUUAAUAGU
Molecule: messenger RNA, 1503 nt
Organism: Impatiens glandulifera
Lineage: Eukaryota; Viridiplantae; Streptophyta; Magnoliopsida; Ericales; Balsaminaceae
Product: serine/threonine-protein kinase D6PKL2-like
Exons: 2
Coding region: 26-1393 (455 amino acids)
Biological process (GO): protein phosphorylation
Cellular component (GO): nucleus; cytoplasm; plasma membrane
Molecular function (GO): protein serine/threonine kinase activity; ATP binding
Source: RefSeq, a predicted model, not a curated record